GGGGUAGACAGAUACACAGAGCGUCAUAAAGCAUCAUAAGGACCCUGAUUGUACGAGCAAUACAACGACUGACUAAGCCUUGCCGACUCGCGACAUCUCUGCUGUAACAAAACACCAUGGUCGACAAACUGAUUGGCACCUGGAUGUCUGUUUCAUCGGAAAAUUUCAACACCUUUUUGGAUGCGGCUGGUGCGUCUCAAGCAUUAAAAGCAGUUGCCAUCAAAAAGUCCACAGUCACUAUCUCCCGAGAGGAUGGCGGUUGGAAACUGGUCAGAACGGUAGGGGACAACACCAUCCAGAUGGUCUACCCCCUCGGCCAGGAAGUGGAAAUUACAUCAUUCUCAGGAAAGAAAAUGAAGGCUGCUUUAAUAGAAGAACCCGGGCGUCUAAUAGAAACAAUUCACAUGGACUUUGGCAAAGCGACAGUGGUGUUAUCCGCUGACAAUAACGAGCUCCUCACCGAAAUAUUUUUUAAAGACAGCUUCGCUACCGUCACGUGGCAACGCGUCUGAUUUACAUCACGAGUGACAAGAACGCCAAUAAUUUCACAAGUUUUACAUGAACAUAUUUAAUAAAAUUUGAUGAAAUUA
Pomacea canaliculata is the source of this 590-nucleotide messenger RNA. RefSeq names its product fatty acid-binding protein 12-like. The record is from RefSeq and is a predicted model, not a curated record. The transcript has 4 exons. The coding region runs from base 117 to 512 and encodes 131 amino acids. NCBI's taxonomy places the organism in Eukaryota, Metazoa, Mollusca, Gastropoda, Architaenioglossa, Ampullariidae. Gene Ontology annotation, molecular function: lipid binding.